UGAUUGUACCAUGAUGUUAGGGUGACGUCACGACGCCAUAUUUGUUGGUUAUGGUUAUAUGUAAUAUACUAAUAUAUUCCAUCCUUUUGAUGUAGAGAAAUUCGAAAAGGAAAUUGAAAUAAAGUAAUUACUAUUAUACGAGGAAAAGGUUUGAACUAAUUAUGCCUGGAAUUAUUUGUGCUGUUUCGACUUGCAAAGAAUAUCAUAAAUCUUUAAAAGAUCAAGGCCUCAAAUUACAUCCAUUUCCCAAAGACCCCACACUAAGAGAACGAUGGUACACAUUUUGCAAAAGACGUGGGAGAUGGAAUCCUAGUAAAAGUAGAAUAUGUUCUCACCAUUUCAAAAAUGAGGACUUUGUAAAAGGUACAUGCAAGGGAAAAUUGAAAAGAACUGCAAUUCCAACAAUUAGAUGCCCCAGUAUAAGUCAGCAUACAUCUGAUAUAUUAAGAAAAGUAAAUAAUGAGUACAUACAUAACUCAUUUAAAAAAAAUACCACAGUUAAGGAUCAAGAGAUCGAAACCAAUUUAAGCCUAUUAUCCAAACUUAGACGGAAUAAUUCGAAUAUCGAGAUUGAGUUUGAACAAAACACACCGGAACAUAGAUCUUAUAAACCUCGAUCUGUGAAAUCUAUAGUGCUUAAAGAUCUAAGUGUACCAGUAAUUAAAGUUGAUGCUUUGGAAGAAGAGUGUAAUAGAUUGAGUCAGGAAAAUAAGAAUAUUAAGGAGAAGUUAAAGAAAUUACAAGAACAGGCUGCUAGUUUACCGUCUCUAACGGAUACUACAGGAACAAAUAUACAACCAAAAUAUAUUAUAGAUUUGAGAGAUAUUAGAGACUUAUGCCGAACUUGUUUAUUAAAAUCUAAACAUCUAACGCCUAUUAACGACAAGAUUACUUUACCAAAUGCAGAAGCAACUGAGAUACUGAUAUCAAAAGCUCUCGAAUCGAUAUUGUCUACUCCACUUGCAGUCUCUGACAAUGUUCCGAAUCAAAUUUGUGAAACCUGCAAAAAUCAAAUAAUUUUCAUAGCUACAAUUCGUUAUGCCUUCGAAAAGGCUAAUUCGAUCUUACAGUUAUAUUCUACUGGUAAUCUAGAAAAACAAGCAAUCAACAAACAAAACACUAUUGAAAGAGAUAAUACUGAAAUCAAUAUUUUACCACAAUGCAAAGUAGAGGAGGAAGAUAUAUUUGAGGAAUAUAUAAAUGAUGUGCAGAGUCCCGAAGAAAUUGAUUGUGAAUUGGAAGACGGUGUCAAUGAAGAUCUGGUUUCAGAUGAUCCUCUUGAAUCUGACAAAAGCCUGAUGUAUGUGUCGAAGGUGGAACCACUGCUGCUACAAACAGAUAUUAGCAUCGAGGACCCUCCUAGUAGACCCAAGUCUCCAAGAUACUCAAAAACACGAAAAUUUAAAAGUCGUAUUAGCCACACAUGCCCCAUUUGCUACACAGUUCUACCUCUAGAUGACUUUAUUUCUCACAUCACCGGCCACAAGGCGCUGCAAAAGUACUUACGCGGUCCAAAGAACAUACGUAAAACUCUAUACCAAGCCUCCCCUCGUGCUGAUACAGGUUUGUUGGGGAGCGAGGGAGAAAUAUUGCAUAUCUGUUACAUCUGCCAGAAGCAGUUGAAAGCGGCUGAAUAUGUCAUUCACAUGAAUCAGCAUUUUGCUACUGAUCAUUUCAAUUGUGAUAAGUGUGGUAGAGUUUUCAAGAGAAAGAAGUUCCUACUGUCACAUAUGGUAGUUCAUAAUGAUGAUCCCCCUUACAAGUGUGCUACUUGCGGUAAAGGUUUUGUUAUCGAAAUAAACUACAAAUGCCAUUUGCUGACCCACAAAGACGAUGAACUGCCAUACACGUGUCCAGAAUGCGACAGGAAGUUUUCAAAUCCUACCCAUCUCAAACGUCACAUGACUAUCCACACAGAAAAUGUCAAUUAUUCGGACAAAUACAAAUAUAAAAGGUGCACAUAUUGCCACCAAAGCGUCAACACAUUAAAAAGCCUUAACAGUCAUGUCUGCAAGAACCCCGGUUUUUAUAGAUGUAAGUACUGUCAGAAGGUGUUUGAAACCUCGACAGCUCGGAUUAUACAUAUUAGUUCGCUUCACAAUUCCACUAAGAACACGCCCGCCUUUUGCAAGAAAUGUAACGUUACCGUUAUGGAUAUAAAUACCCAUAAGAGCUCGAAGCACCCUAGAAUAAAACAUCUGUGCACUGUAUGUGGGUCUUACGUUUGGAACAUUUAUGCGCACAUGCAUAGACACAAAGGAUCGAGAAACAAAGGCAAAGGAUCCCUCACCUAUCACUGUCCAGUUUGCCGUAAGCAGUUUUACCACCGUAACGUGCUGAACAAGCACGUCCUGAUCCACAGCAGUGAAAAACCAUUCAUGUGCAGCUUCUGUGCGCGGACGUUCAAUAACCAAUAUAAUCUACAGGUGCACGAGAGAGUCCACGUGGGAGAACGCAGUCACGUGUGUACGUUCUGCGACAAGGCUUUCCUAGAGAAGUCAUAUCUGAACAAGCACAUGAAGACACACAAAAAGGGAUCUUGUCAAAAUAAUUUUUACAGUCCUGGUCCUGACAUUUUGCAGGAUGAUGGGGAAUAGAUUUAAAAUAAAGUGGAUGUUAUUUUU
This is a messenger RNA of Diabrotica balteata, 2624 nucleotides long. NCBI's taxonomy places the organism in Eukaryota, Metazoa, Arthropoda, Insecta, Coleoptera, Chrysomelidae. The record is from the annotation of a GenBank genome assembly.